UGAAUGUGGCUUUAUUAUACUUUGUGGAUUUUGGGCUGAUUAUUAAAUGAAAUAAACUUUUUACGAAUUGUUCUGUAAAUUAUUUUAAAAAUGUCUACUUUAAAGUGUCCAGACGAAGUUUUACACUUUCCCAAUCACAUGAGCAUUGAGAUUAACUAUCGUGAUGCAGUGUCCUAUUACAAAUGUAAACAAUAUGAUGCUAAACUUAUGAAUCAGGGCUUUGUUUGGCAUCAAAUUACUGUGCAGCAUCAUGGCAAACUUAUGGGUAUAGAGGGUAAGUAUGCCAUACUGGAAGCUAUAUUUGCAGCUGUAGAAGGUGAAGAAUUUUAUCCUGUAGCCUAUAGGCGUGGCAACAAAGAAGAUCGUUUUUUGGUACGCCAAUGUCAACCAGCCCUAGAUAAUCUAUUUGCCAGAAACCUAUGCCUACAUUUACCCAAAGGCAUUGUUAUCAACCUAAAAGUACAAUUAAAUGUAGGCGAAUUCAAGUAUGGUCAAAUUUCAGCCAUUAGCCAGGUGACCAAAGCUUUAAAUUCUUUAUAUGGUCGCAUGGAGCAUCGUAAUGGUGAAGAUGGCAUUUUGAAUUUGUCACUAUUUGCUCAAAAUCCCGAUUUCUAUGAUGUUGUUGUCAAUCUGAGCAAUCGUGGUGUUUUGGAACGUGUCUGUGAUUUGAUUUAUCGUAAUGAUGAACAAUUUCGUUCUAUCAAUGGUAUCAUUUUUAGUAGCAAUGAAAUUAAUACGUUGGCUCCCUUGAAACUGUUUAGUGGUGUACAAUUUGCUUUACUCGAUUUUAGGGAUAAUUUGUUACGUUCACCAAGUCGUAUAUGUCGUGAUUUGGAACAUUUGAAAGCCGACGAGCUAAUGCUACAAAGCAAUCCCCUUACAAAAGCUGUAACAUAUCCCGAAUGUUUAAGACCAGUUUUGAAAAACUUUAAAAAAAUUGAUGGUAUACCAUCGGAGAAUCUAUCAAGUGAUUAUACACCAUUAGAUAAUCUAAUAGAAACUGAGUCUGAAGGCUAUCGCAUUGAUUGGUCUAAUAAGACGGAUAUAAAUAAAUUUGAAUCCAGUACAGAUUGGCAUGCUUUUAUGAUUCCAGAUGUAGCUCAUGAAUAUUCCAAAGAGGAAAUAUUUGAUUAUUUUUUUCUCACAAUUUCCAAUACUUUAAGUGACAUUUAUCCCUGUUAUUAUAAGUUUACUGCUGGAGAGCAUCAGUUUUUGGUGCGUAAAUGUUUUCCUCAAAUUAAACAUUUGGUAGAUAAAUGUAAUUUGGAAAUAAAAAUCCCACGUCUCGAAGCGCCUCCACCACCUACAGAAAGCACAAUUGAUUUCUCACCACAACUACUUAUGGACAAAACUGUAGCAUAUUACUUAAAGAUGAAUAUAAGUCCAUUUAAAAAGGGACAAUUGGAACCUAUGGAAUGUAUCGAAAAAGCUCUUAGCCGUCGUUUCAGUGCCAUGGAUCGCAUGCUUGAUUUAAAUAAUUUUCAAACUAUAGAAGGUUUGGAAAAUAUUGUCAUUAAUCUUAGUUCACCUAAGAUUUUAACCCGCAUUCUAAUGCAAGCCUCACGUAAAUUUCUCUCAACAUGCAUUGAACUACGUUUGGCCCAUAAUAAAAUAUUAAGCGCCAAUUUUUCUAAAGUUUUGGCCAUGAUGAGCAAUUUGAAAGCCAUAGAUUUGGGUAAUAACUGGAUACAUGAUCUACAUGAUAUCAAAGAUUUGGGUGUCUUGGGUGUAAGAUCACUGAGAUUAGAUGGCAAUCCUUUAUGUUCCAAAUAUAGUUUUGCUGGUGAAUAUAUUAAAACUGUUAAGAAAUAUUUUCCAGAAUUGAAAAUUUUGGAUAAUGUUGAAAUUACUGCCAAAGGCAAUUUAACUUCGCAAAGGAAUUUCUUAUGUGACAUAUCUGGCUAUGAUUUUGUUAAUGAAUUUAUUACGCGCUAUUUUCAAACUUAUGAACACGAUCGUGUUUAUUUAAAAGAUCUAUAUCAUCCCAAGUCUAUUUUAACCUUAACUUGCAACUAUAAUAUGGCCAAAAUACCAGCACAAAAUAGUAAACGCAUUUUAAAUUAUUUGAACUUUGCUCGAGAUAUACUCAAAAUACCCGAUUUUAGUCGAGCUCAUACAUCUAUGUAUUUUGGUCCUACUGAAAUAUUGCGAGUUCUUAUGGAACUUCCUGGAACUACACAUGACAUGCUGACAUUUAGCACAGAUUGUACGAUGUAUAAUGAAAACAUGAUUGUUAUAAUUGUUAAUGGCGUCUACUUAGACCAAGCUCCUAGCAUAAUGGAAACCGAUAUAUUAAUGGGAUUUUCACGCACCUUUAUUUUGAAGCCUGUGCAAUAUAACAGGGGUCCACUUAAAAUGGUUACAAAUUACCAAAUAAUAAAUGAUCAAUUGAAUGUAUUUACGCCGACCGCUACUCAAACAAAAUUCGCUUUUAAAUAUUUUAAAAGCGAAGAUAAAUCAGACAAAGAUGAAUUGACGUUGAGCGAUAAGGAAGCUUUCUUGGUCAUGUUUCAGGAGGCAACUAGUUUAAAGUCUAUAUGGUGCACCAGAUGUUUGGACGAAGCUAAUUGGAACUUUGAAAAGGCUUUGGAAAUAUUUUUACAAUUAUCUGAAAAGAAAGAAAUUCCGGAUACUGCUUUUAAUUGAAAUGAUAUCUAUUUAAAAAAAAAUCACCUGCCACAUUUCUGUUAACAUGAUUUUCUAAUAGAAACUUUAUCUUUAAAAGAUUCCAAAUAAAAUAAAUCAAUUUCAAUUACGCUA
This is a messenger RNA of Calliphora vicina (urban bluebottle blowfly), 2760 nucleotides long. It is a transcript of the gene nxf2, whose product is annotated as nuclear RNA export factor 2. The record is from RefSeq and is a predicted model, not a curated record. Gene Ontology annotation, biological process: poly(A)+ mRNA export from nucleus. Gene Ontology annotation, molecular function: protein binding; RNA binding. NCBI's taxonomy places the organism in Eukaryota, Metazoa, Arthropoda, Insecta, Diptera, Calliphoridae. Bases 91 to 2646 code for a protein of 851 amino acids. The transcript has 13 exons. Gene Ontology annotation, cellular component: nucleus.